GCGGGCGGGAGGUCAGCCCGGAGGUCAGCGCGGAGGCCGCCCGAGCCCCGCGGGAUGAAGGCCGUUGCCUGGCUACGAGGCGGCCUCCUCCGGGCCUCCGGCGCCCUCCUCCGCCACCCCGGACAACGGGGACCCCCGGGACCCCCGCCGCCAGACCGACUUCUGUCCUUCUGUCAGUUGGAGAACUUCCUCCUCGGAUGCGAUCAUUCAGUUAGAAGAGAACUUCAGAAGUCAUUUACCUCCCCCUCGUGCUUCCAGGGGGAGGGCCCUGCCUCCAAGGACUAUUCGCUGCCCAACGCCUCGUGGAGCCGGGAGCUGAGGGGGCUUUACGCGCAGUACAUGGAGCGGUGUGAGGACGACGAUUGGGAGCGCCUGCCCUCCUUCUGCUGCUACACCCCUGGGGUCGAGGACACUGUACUGGACCCCACCACCACCCGCAGGCCCAUCAGUACGGGUCGACACCGCCCCCUCCCGGCCGCCCAAGAGAUGUCCGUGGAGCCCCCGAAGUUCACGCAGCCACCGCGCUUCUUCACCCGCGGCAUCCAGGGCGAAGGGCUGGGCUUUGAGUACGUCACCUUCUACAGCAGCCAUCAACAGAAGGCCGAUUGCCUCUUCCAGUCCGGCCCUUUCCUGGAGGGAGCCCCGGGGUUCGUCCACGGAGGAGCCAUCGCAACCAUGGUCGACAGCAUCAUGGCCACCUGCGCCGUCCUGGUCAGCGGUGCCGUGAUGACCGCCAACCUCAACAUCAACUACAAGAGCCCCGUCCCUCUUGGCUCGACCAUUGUACUGAAAAGCUGGGUGGAUCGGCUCGAGGGGCGAAAGAUAUUCAUUACCUGCCACAUCCUCAGUGCCAACCAGGAGACCCUCCACGCCGAUGCAACGAGUCUUUUUGUCAAACUGGACCCCGACAAGAUGAUAUGACGGGACUGCGAGAGACUGCCUCCGCCACAAAGGGCCUCCGAAGUGGCCGAUCCAACCAGAUUCUUGAUUCCCUCAUUUUCUCCCGCUCCUCCCGCUGACGGAACCCCACGGCGUCUCCGGGCCAACCCGGGCCGUGGACUCAGUUUCCCCCCCAUUUGAGAAACAGCGGGGUGGGCGGGGAGGGACUCCGUGAGUGGAAAAUGUGGGGCGGGAAUGUCUCUGAAGCCACUCUGAGACCAGCCUUUCCGGGAACUGGGACCUGGAGCCUGGUGAGGACCUGCGUGCUACUGGUGUGGCCGCCCCAAAUUAUUUUCCGUUCUCAGGGGCAGGUAAAUCAGAGCAGUUUGGGGGUGAUGGUGGACGGGGAAUGAAAUCCCCCUUUUGGAGCAGCUGCUCAAAGCUUUGUUGGUUGGGAUAUAAUAAAAUGUUCUAGAGAGUUG
Tachyglossus aculeatus (Australian echidna) is the source of this 1361-nucleotide messenger RNA. RefSeq names its product thioesterase superfamily member 4 (gene THEM4). The record is from RefSeq and is a predicted model, not a curated record. Bases 55 to 921 code for a protein of 288 amino acids. Lineage: Eukaryota; Metazoa; Chordata; Mammalia; Monotremata; Tachyglossidae. The transcript is spliced from 7 exons.